AUGUCCUUGUUCGGCACCUCGCCCGACGACGACGACUCCGCCGCGGCCAACCCGUCUCGUCGGUCCAAGUCCUCGCUCUUCGAUGACGAGCCGCCCACGCACCACCGAUCCGGCUCGGCUCUGUUCGCGGAUGAUAGCAACAGCGGUGACUCCCCCUGGGAUAUGCCGACGCCCAAGAAAGCCGGCCAACAGAAUCUAGUCAAAAACCUCCUUCCAGCCACAGAUGCUCCCGAAACCUAUAUAGAUGCCUAUGAGUUGGUUCUCGAUGCCGGGAACCGGGUCGGCGCUGACGUUGGGUUGACUGCUGUUCGCCAGAUUCUUUCGUCUAGCAGCUUGAAUGCAGCGGACCAGGCUAAGAUACUGAACCUGGUUUUACCCGGAGGCCAGGAUUCUGCAAGCGGGCUAGGGCAGAAUGAGUUCAAUGUCUUGCUUGCCUUGAUAGGGCUAGCUCAGGAAGGAGAAGAUCUAGGGUACGAUGCAAUUGACGAGCGACGAAAUAAUCUCCCACAACCAAAGAUUUCGUACUUGGAUGAUCUUAAAUCUCCCAGCGAACCAGAACCUGUCUCGCAGGCCCAGGAGGAACCCUCGAUACCGACUGCGGAACAACCUGCUACACCGCGACAAGCCUCUUUUGGCGCAUCAGAUCCGGACCCAUGGGGUAGUCCUGACCUACACCGUGGUCACAAUCACACCUCUGUUCCUUCAAAUGAACCGCCACUAAACGGGUUCGGCAGCGUCCGAUCUGGCACUAAUGGAUGGGCGGCUUCUGUCCCCGAGUCGCAUAACGGAGGUCCAACAAAUGGUCAAAUUCCUCCUAGCAGUUCCGGGUCAGGCUGGAGCGCCUAUAACAAUACUACAGCAGCGCCCUUUGGGUCAAGUGGACAACAACCCGAAUUGGGCGGGUUUGGACAACAAGGAAGAGAACAGGACAACACCAGUCCUCAAAACCGGGCAAUUGGCAGUGGUGGAGUGACGGGGUUGGGGGUGGAAGAAACUGUCACUGUUAUUCUACUGCCAGAAAAGGAAGGUGUUUUCAUGUUCCAACAUCGCAAUUAUGAGGUCAAAUCAGCUCGUCGGGGCAGCUCCGUUGUGCGUCGAUACAGCGACUUUGUGUGGCUACUGGACUGUUUACAAAAGCGGUACCCGUUUCGCCAGCUACCAUUACUUCCUCCCAAGAGAGUUUCAGUUAAUGGCACUCAUCUUUCAGCGGAUUCAACUUCAUUCCUCGAGAAGCGCCGACGCGGACUCGUGCGCUUCACCAAUGCGCUCGUUCGACACCCUGUUUUGAGUCAGGAGCAACUCGUUGUCAUGUUUCUAACUGUUCCUACGGAACUUUCAGUCUGGCGCAAACAGGCAACGAUAUCCGUGCAGGAAGAAUUUACAGGCCGAAGCCUCCCACCGGAUCUUGAAGAUUCUUUACCGCCCACCUUGAAUGAAAUGUUCGACACUGUGCGUUCAGGAGUAAAGCGUUCCGCAGAAAUCUACAUCAAUCUCUGUACAUUGCUGGAGCGGUUGGCGAAGCGGAAUGAAGGGUUAGCUGCAGACCAUCUCCGAUUCUCUUUGGCGCUGCAGUCCUUGACCGAAGCAACAAAGACGACAUAUGCCAUUGACACAAACGACGUGCCUCUUCUCAACGACGGCAUCAACGCUACCGCAAGACAUCUUUCUGCGAGUCAAAGCCUGCUUGAAGACGAGGCGAAAGCCUGGGGCGAUGGUGUUUUGGAAGAUUUAAAACGACAGCGCGACUGUCUUGUCAGCGUGCGCGAGCUCUUUGAAAGGAGAGAUCGUUAUGCCAAAGACAACAUUCCCCAAUUAGAGAAGCGCAUUGAAAGCAAUGAAAGAAAGCUUCAGGAGUUGAGGGCCCGGCCGCAGGGGACGGUUAAACCGGGGGAGAUUGAAAAGAUAGAGGAAUCUAUUUUCAAGGACAAGGAAUCAAUUGUGCAGCAACAUGCUCGAGGCGUUUUCAUCAAGGAGUGCAUCCGCGACGAGCUCGCCUACUUCCAACAAAGCCAGUAUCAUAUCAGCCGGUUGCAUCAGGAUUGGAGCCAGGAGCGAGUCAAGUAUGCCGAACUGCAGGCAGACAACUGGAGAAAUCUCAGCGACGAGGUCGAAAGCAUGCCCAACGGUGACUAG
This is a messenger RNA of Talaromyces rugulosus, 2133 nucleotides long. RefSeq lists its product as uncharacterized. The transcript has 5 exons. Lineage: Eukaryota; Fungi; Ascomycota; Eurotiomycetes; Eurotiales; Trichocomaceae. The coding region runs from base 1 to 2133 and encodes 710 amino acids. The record is from RefSeq and is a predicted model, not a curated record. Gene Ontology annotation, molecular function: phosphatidylinositol-3-phosphate binding. Gene Ontology annotation, cellular component: endosome. Gene Ontology annotation, biological process: retrograde transport, endosome to Golgi; protein targeting to vacuole.